UUCCGCUGAAGUCGAGAGGUGGAGCUGAAGUCACAUUGUUGAUUUGUUUUCCUGAGCGGUAGGACAUUAUUGGAUUUUUAUGCCGACAAUAAAUAAAUGGAGCGAUGCAAACGUCUGAGACCAAAUUUUCGCAAUGCUAGCUACAUUUUUGAGUAUUCGGAGUCCUCUUCGGCUUCUUUUAGACCGAACUUUUGGACCCGCAUGUCUUUUGGCUGGGAAGAGGCUCACCUUGUCAGCUUGCCGUCUGCUUCCAGUGGCGUGGAAACAGAGAUUCCCCAGCAGAUAUAUUGGCACUGCUACUCCACUGCGUGCUAAAGCCCGAAUUCAACAGAAGAAGAGGACAGUUUCCGAAAAGAAGCUGACUCGCCACUUUGUUGACUACAAACGUGUGCGGCUUGUAGCCGGUUCGGGUGGAAAAGGGGCCUGCUGCUUUCACAGUGAGCCUCGCAAAGAGUGGGGUGGGCCUGAUGGAGGAAAUGGGGGUGAUGGAGGAAACAUCUCCUUCAAGGCUGAUCGAAUGGUCAAGUCUCUGGCUGAAGUAAUUUCAGUAUACACGGCAGAAGAUGGACAACCCGGAGGGAGCAAGAACUGCUAUGGUCGGAAUGGACGCUCAACCAUUAUUUCUGUUCCAAUUGGCACUGUUGUGAAGGAGCAAGGCAAGGCACUAGUUGAUCUUUCUGAGAAUGGCCAAGUUUAUCUGGCAGUAUUUGGAGGGGCCGGAGGUAAAGGGAACAGGUUUUUUCUCUCCAAUGAGAAUCGCGCUCCAAUGACUGCAACCCCUGGAACUGAGGGCCAAGAGAGAGUCCUUCAAUUAGAACUGCGCACUAUGGCCCAUGCUGGACUGGUCGGUUUUCCAAAUGCUGGCAAAUCCUCUCUAUUGAGAGCCAUCUCCAAUGCCAGGCCUGCUGUGGCUGCUUACCCUUUCACAACUCUCAACCCACAUGUCGGGAUUGUAAAAUACAGAGAUCAUGAGCAAGUUGCAGUUGCUGACAUCCCAGGCAUCAUUCAAGGAGCACACCUAAAUCGAGGGUUGGGCAUCUCUUUCCUGCGGCACAUUGAGCGUUGCAGAUUCCUCCUCUUUGUUCUGGACUUGUCCUCUCCAGACCCCUGGAGCCAGCUCCAACACCUGCGCUAUGAACUGGAUCAGUAUGACCCUGGUCUGUCUCGGCGGCCUCAUGCCAUCAUAGCAAACAAAAUAGACCUACCCCAAGCCCGGGAGAACUUAAAGACUUUAAAGAGCCAUGUAACUCAGAGAAUCAUUCCUGUGUCAGCUGUGACAGGGCAGAACACAGAAGAACUCAUCCUUCACCUUAGAGAGCUUUAUGAUGGCUAUCUACAUGGAAAUGGUAGCACAGAGAAAGGAAAGAUCGUCAGGUGGUGAUAAGAAUGCUGCAAAGUUUGUCAGAAAGGUUCCCGUAUCAGUGUCACCAAAGAUUGAAAUUGAAAUUUCAAACCAAGAAUACAUUAAUCGUAAGGAUCAUAAUUUGAUUUUUUAAAAACUUUUUAUUUAUUUUUUGUGACCCUAACCCUGGAAAUUUAGUCACACCUGUUUAUAUGAGUGUUCAGCUUUUGAAUAAAUGUAAACGAACAAAUGUUGGAAAUUUUUGAUUUGUGAAUUCAUGCAGUUUAGGAUGCAACACAUUCCACAUUUUUAUUUUAGUAUUUACUGUAUAAGCUUUUCAUACGUUGUCCACAAUGGCAAAAAAAAAAGAGUAAACUUAAAAAGCAAGUAUGCAACCCAUAUCUUGCAAAUAAAAAAUACCGUGAUCCCUCGCUACUUCACGCUUCAAACUUCACGCCCUCAGUCCAUCGCGGAUUUAAUAAAAGAAAAAAAAGCAUUAUAAAAUGUUAAGAUGUAUACGUGUACAAAUCAUUAUUUUUAUACAAAUAAUUGUUACAUUUGCAGUGCUUAAAAAACAUUUAUAAAAAUAAACAUAAGGAUGUUUGUUUUUUUUAUUUAAUACUUUGGGGGGGGUCCCCAUUAACCGCGAAAAAUGAGGGAUCACUGUCGAUGCAUGCAUUACUGUAAGAAUUGCCUGCAUAUGGCAGAGGCCACCCCCCCCUUUCCUCAGACAUAUCAUAAAAUGUGUGUUUAUAUAUAUAGCAGAAAAUACAGACAAGGCUGAAAAAACAGUUUCUGCUCUUGGACCCCUCUAUAAAACAAACUGCUGUAUUUUAAGCCAAAAUAAUUGUUGUCUCUGACAGAAUAAUAGCAGAUUCAUGGCACAUUAAUUCCCCGAACUAUUUUUAAUUUGUCCGUUUUACCCUGAAAACCCCCGUUUACAGACAUCGCGCAAGCACUUGUUUCAACCCAGCCAUAAAAAGAAGGUAUGCAAUUAUAUUUAUUAUUCAAAAUGUCAUAUUUAACUUAGAAUCAUUAAUUGAUGUCUACUAUUUUGUUUAAAAAAACAAUUUAAAAAAUUAUUUACUUGCAUAUUUUAAAGUUUUAAACAAAUUGUCACAAUGAAAAAAUUGGCAUCUGUAAAAAUUUCAAGGAUAUCUCUACCUCAUAACUAUCACUUAAUUGUAUUUUUUUCGUUGCUGUCGCAUUUUCCCCAAUAUUUUAAUGAUAAAUAAUUGAUCCAAACAAAGAAAAAUUGAAAAAAAAAUAAAAUAAUAAAUAAUAAAAUUAAAAUUAAAAGGGUAAAUAUAUGAAAAUGAAAAUCUCGAUUACUCCUUGACGUCUGCGAUCUCUGCAUCGCGACGCUUGUUAUAUUACCAUGUUUCACCCAUAAAAUCCGGGAAAAAAUCCAGCUUUGGCCACUCACAUCUGUGCCAUGACACUUGAUGAUACAUGCUAUAUGGAGUUUUUGGAUCGAAACAAGGUAAGUAUGCGAUAUCCCGUUAAAAUCAUGGCGUCUUUAAUUCUGCUCUCGCAUGCGCUCACCUCCAAUUAGGGUUUUGCUGUUUCAAAAAAAAAUGUUUUCUUUUUCAAUGCCCUCCUGUUCAAAAUUUUUCUUCCCCCAGAAAAUUGAGAUUUUAAGCUUUCCAAUGAUGUAUCACACGUGCAUAUCGGACAAUUUUGAAAUUUGGCCAAAUUGGGGGUCUCAGAGCAGAACUUCAAGUCACCUGAGUGUUUUCCGCCAUAUAUAUAUAUACAGUAUAUAUAUUUAGGAAGACAUUUCUGGAUUUCAUUCUUCAAAUGAACUGCCCUGUGUUUAAUUAAUAACAUUGUGUAUUCGACCACUAGAUGGUAGUAGAUGAUGAAUUGUGUCUAAUUAAAUAUUUACAAUUGCAAGUGGCUUGCCUUUUCCAUUAGGCUACGUAAUUUUCGGACUGUAAGCCGCUAACUGCACACACACACAUUUAACCGUGCGGUUUAUAGUCCA
Corythoichthys intestinalis (scribbled pipefish) is the source of this 3329-nucleotide messenger RNA. RefSeq names its product mitochondrial ribosome-associated GTPase 2-like. The transcript is spliced from 6 exons. The record is from RefSeq and is a predicted model, not a curated record. Bases 134 to 1381 code for a protein of 415 amino acids. NCBI's taxonomy places the organism in Eukaryota, Metazoa, Chordata, Actinopteri, Syngnathiformes, Syngnathidae. Gene Ontology annotation, molecular function: magnesium ion binding; GTP binding; GTPase activity. Gene Ontology annotation, cellular component: mitochondrion.